AUGGCAGCCCACAACGAGGACCUCAUAAACGAUGACGAAUAUGAUUCGUUUGAAGACGAAACAUAUGGCUCCAUGUCGGAUGAUGCGAGCAGCUACAUGACCUCUAUCUUAACGCACAUCCGCAACGGCAUUGAGGAAAAUGGCCGGCAGUACCCCGCUUACGGCAGAAACAUGUACGGCCUCCCCGUUGACGAAAGGGAGCAGGAGCGCAACAACAUUCAGCACAUCAAAUUUCGCCUCAUCAUCGGCAAGGUAUUACACCGAGCGCCGAUGCCCUCCGAACCGAUGAGGAUAUUGGAUCUAGGCACUGGGUCGGGUAUUUGGGCGAUAGAAGCAGCCGACAAGUACGAAACCGCUCUGGUGACGGGCGUCGACAUCGCGCCCGUGCAGCCCGAGUGGGUGCCCCCGAACUGCCAAUUCGAGAUACAGGAUAUUGAGGACGAGUGGCUUUUUCCCACCACCGACUUCGACUUUAUACAUGCUCGCGAGCUCAUUAUGGCCGUUCGCGACUGGGACAGGCUGUUCCGCCAGGCAUUCGACCACCUCCGGCCAGGUGCAUACAUGGAAGUCGGGGGCACGUAUCCGACACCUACCUCGGGCGACGGCACCCUGCCGGCAGACUCGCACCUGAAGGAAGUCGAAAGACUGUUCUUCGAGAUGGCCGAUGCCAUGGGCACGCCGUUGAACGCACCGACGCUGUGGAGAGCGCAGAUGGAGCGCGCCGGCUUCGUCGACGUCACAGAGUCCAUUUACAAGGUUCCCCAGGGCAUCUGGCCGAAAGAUGCCCGGCUCAAGGAGAUCGGCGCCUACGAGAACUACAGCCUCAGGAAUGGGCUGGACGCCUACUUGCUCCGCGGAUACACCACCAUGCUGGGAGGGAACCCUGACGAACUGCAAAUUCUGAUCGCCGAGACGAAACGCGAAUUGCGAAAUCCAAGAAUGCACAGUUAUAUAUUCUAUUACAAUGUCUACGGGCGGAAGCCUGGCCUAGAAGAGUCUUGA
Messenger RNA from Fonsecaea erecta, 1002 nucleotides. RefSeq lists its product as hypothetical. NCBI's taxonomy places the organism in Eukaryota, Fungi, Ascomycota, Eurotiomycetes, Chaetothyriales, Herpotrichiellaceae. The coding region runs from base 1 to 1002 and encodes 333 amino acids. The transcript is spliced from 2 exons. Gene Ontology annotation, molecular function: methyltransferase activity. The record is from RefSeq and is a predicted model, not a curated record.